This is a messenger RNA of Phytophthora nicotianae INRA-310, 5707 nucleotides long. RefSeq lists its product as hypothetical. The record is from RefSeq and is a predicted model, not a curated record. Lineage: Eukaryota; Oomycota; Peronosporomycetes; Peronosporales; Peronosporaceae. The transcript is spliced from 6 exons. Gene Ontology annotation, molecular function: RNA binding; protein binding. The coding region runs from base 1197 to 4286 and encodes 1029 amino acids.
UGCUACUAUCGGGAUCAGACCUGAGACAUCAUCAUCAGUUCUGAUGCUAAUAAUGCGAUCUUUACCGUACAUUUUACUUAUUCGACAUAUAGGUACAUUUCAUGAGCUAGUGACUAUCUCACUUCAAUUCCAAAUGGAGGGCGCCGCGCCCGCACUGCCAUGGAGCUCUUGGUCCUGCGCCGACGUGGGGCAAUGGCUGUGUGCGCAGGGCUUUCAAGAGCACGUGGAGCUCUUCGCCGCCAACAAGAUAUCGGGCGCCAUCCUGCCAGAACUCACUCGCAACGCGCUUCGUGACGAUUUAGGCAUCGCGGCCUUCGGGGACCGAGUGCGGAUCUCGCAAGCCAUCGAGGCGCUGAUUGCAUCUUCAUCCGCAGGCGAGUCUGCACCAUCGCCGACUUCAAUUUCGGCCACGACAACUUCAACGAUGACAACUUCGCAGCAACUUAAUCAAGCCUGGUUGCCUCGCGACGAUUACGCGCUGGACCUCGUGGUGCUUCACGCGGCGCCGCUCGUGAUCAAGGACAGCCGCCAUCGCAUUUAUCCUAUGGAGAAACUGGAUCUGGAGGCGGAGCGCAGGGAGAUCAGCAACUCGCUGCUUACGGACGUGCAACAUAAGGCCAUCCACGUGCGGUUCGACAUCGCCACUGCGGAUAUCCUGCGCAGCCUCAUGACGGCCUGGAAGUGCACAGUACUGCACUUCUCGGGUCACGGACUGGGUCAGCGAGCGGCUCUUUGCUUCGAAGAUGGAGUAGGUUGCACGCAUUUAAUCACGCCCGAUGCACUGCGACAGUUGAUGUUCUCGGGUGAUAGAAGACAGCAGCAAGUGCCAGGAGCGGCGCCGGUGGAGAUGAAGACGGUCGACUCUGGCAUUACAGGACCGAAACCGUUGGAUGGCAACGUGCAGCUUGUGUUCGUCAACGCGUGCCAUAGUCAGAAGGUCGCGUCAGUGUUCUUGAACGCUGGGAUUCCACACGUCGUAGCGGUGCAUUCCGACUCACUUGUGGUCGAUGCGUCGGCUACCAUGUUUGCAAAACAUUUUUAUUUAUCAUUAUUUCACGGACAUACAGUAUCGACGGCAUUCGAGAUCGCGAAAGGUGCUGUACGUGCGCUACCUACUCAGAAGAGAGCUGCAUGCUGUUGCGCGUGAGUUCAUUUUAGUGUCUGUAGGCUUAUGUACCCAAUACUAAAUUGUUUUUAUGUUGCGAUUGCUGUACAGACAUCUCCACGAGCCGACGUGCACGUGGAUGCGUGAUGGAUCGCGGCAUUCGCAACACAGCGCAACUCAAUGCUGUUGCAAGGGUCACGUGUUAGCAUUCCCGCACGACGAAUCCAGUAAAUUCUUACUGCUGGGUACGGCUCCACACGACGUUGUGCUGUUUGGUGAUAUCCCGAAUGGAAAACUGCGCGACUACACACCACGUUAUCCAUCUAACAUUCCGUCGAUGCAUGGCCAGUUUAUCGGCCGCAAUACUGAAACUUAUCUUAUGGUUAAAUCUCUACGCGAGAAUGCCGUGACAGCGUGCUUGGGUGCGCCAGGCAUCGGAAAGAGCUCUCUCAUUAUUUCGGUCGCACACUUUGUGCAUAGUCGUCGAAUGUUUCCUGAUGGAGUAUUUUACGUGGAUUUGGAAGGCCAGAAGCUCUCAACUGUGCGUUAUGCCAUCGCACAGAGCAUUGGUAUGCCCGCAGCGGACACAGACGAAGAAGUAUUCGCAGAGUUGGGGACCAAGAACUGCUUGCUCGUGCUGGACAAGGUCGAGGAACUGCUGGACGAAGAUGAAAACAAGGGUGAAGAACUGCUCCACCAGCUUAUUUCCGUUGCCCCAAACUUGAAAUUGCUUCUUGCCUCGCGUCGCAACAUGCAUAUUCCCAGCGUUACCCCUUACUCACUUUCAAUCUCGGAGCUCCCGCUGCAUACGGCGACGGAGUUGCUAUGUCUUGUUGCCCCUGGUUGUUCAACAAGCCUAGCUGAGCGCUUGGCAAGGAUUUGUGGAUGCCUCCCACUUGCUAUCCGCGUUGUGGGCCGUGCGCUUGCUAAUGCGCGAAUGACUGUUACUCCUGAGCGGAUGAUCGAGUACUUAGAGCGCGAUGAACACAGGUUCGAGACAAUCAGGGAACUCAACCAAGUGGGCCAUAAAGAGUGUGUGGAUCGAUGUAUCCGCUCAUCCUUUUGUCAUUUAGACGAGCCGUUGCGGUUAGCCUUCAUGGCUUUCGGAUUCUUUCGGGGUAGCUUCGAGAUUGAAGCUGCAGAAGCCGUCCUUUCAAGUGUUUUGACCGAACAGAAUGCUGCUGGAAAGUUAGCGGGAGGCAGUGGUUAUUCCCUGACGUCUUCAUCUUUAAGUGGUUCUGGAGGUACGACAACAAGUGCUUCAAGCACGACAUACUUCCCUGCUGAAGCGUAUGCGAAGAGCAAUCGAAGUCGCAAUCGAGAUGAUGACGCUUCCUCUGUUCGCAGUCUUGGGUCUCAACUUUCGAACAUGGAUGGCUUUGGUUUCGACAACGACGGAGCCAUGACAAACGACAGCUACGACUUGCUCGAUCUGGAAAGUAGCGAAGAGGUGAACGCUCGUGAAGUAAUCGUCCCCUCGGCAAGUGUAGCUCUCGAGCUUCUUCACCAGUGGUCACUCGUGGAAUUCGACUCCAAGACGAAUCGGUAUCGGAUGCACAAUCUCGUGCAGCUUUUUGCUGAGGAGGAAGCUGGUCGAAUGGGGGACGAGUGCUUUGCUGAUCCAGCAUCUACGUCGAGUCCCAACUCUGCUCCUUCGUCCUUUGUCACGGCAUCAAUGGGUGCUCCACCCACAAGCAUCCCGCUGGGAAAAGAGCUGCUUCUCACGUGGAAGCGGCGCUUUGUGCGCUACUACUGUAUGAUCGUUGCCAAGGCAUCGCACGCAUACCGUUUUGAUGGCACGUUAGCGCUUUUCGACAAGGAACGCGCGAAUAUUGAAUCGGCUAUGAGGUUGGCUCAUGAACUCACACAGCAGAGCAUUGAACAAGUACGUGAGAGCAACCGCCGUACCCAACAAGAUCUCGUAAGUGGCCAGCUUGACGAAGCCCCUGCAAGUUCAGCCAGUGCGAUGAGGUCAAAGAGCGAGCCAUCGUUUUUCAUGGAUGAUGGCACCACACCCAAACCAAGUAUGGAACGUCACAGCAGAAGUUUUGCUGGAAAUACAAGCAAUAGUAGCAACAGCAGCAGUGGUGUUGGAUUUGGCCGGAGAUCCACAGGAGCAGCGACGCUUAAUAACUCCUCCAUCGUCGACGCGCUUCUGUACAGCAAUUUGGUCGUGCGCUGUCGGUUCAUUUUUCGAGCACGCGUGGAGCCCCGACGCCGUAUCCAGGUGGUAUCCUCAUGUUUGCAGCUUUCAAGAGAGACGCGCUCGUUGAAUUGUACGUGUGGUAACCGAGAAAACGAUCCUGCAACGCUGCUAUGGGACGUGGAAGAGGCAAAGUUCGACCGCGAGCUGUCGCUGUUGGACAAGUUACCAUCGUUUGAGGAGCCGCAACUGCCCGCUGCUGCAGCUGCGGCACAUGAUCGUUGUACCUGCGUGGGUAUUCGUGAGCUCAUCGCUUUGGAAGCUUUGCUAUUGACGGACUUAGGCUACGCAUGUUGCGAUGUCACUGACUGGGUGGCGGCUGAGUAUCAUUAUCUCGAAUCGUUACGAUUGCAGCGAGAGGUUCUAGGUUGGUCGGAACAUCCGCAAGUAGCGGAAGUGCUGAACCAGUUUGGUAUUUGCCUCAGUACGCGAUGGGGAUACCUUGCGCAUAAUGUUUGGCUGCUGCAGCACGCGGAGCGCUUAUUGAAAGGAGCACUUCAAAUGCGAAGCCGAGUGUUGAGCAAGAAUCACCCGGAAUACGCUACAAGUCUGAACAAUUUGGCCAACUUUUACAAGAAUUAUCCAACCGCUGGAAAGCGUCGGUCUCCGUCGGCAGCACAGCGCGAAGAAGCCCGAGAUUCAAGAAACCGGCAUAUGCGGGGAGGAAAAAAUAGUGGGCGGAGAGGUGGAGGUGCCCGCUCUGGCUCCAGUCCAAGCCCAAGCAGAUCAAAUACCAGCAGUGAAAGCCUGAAGAGCGCUAGCCAAGAUAGUGCUACGAACCAUGCCGAGGCCCCGGGCAAAAGUACAACAAGUUCAAACGCUGAGGGAGAGCCACAACCCGAUAUUGCGAGCAUGUAUCGUCAAUCGCUCAAGAUCCGCGAGAUAACACUUGGUGAAAACCACCCACAAGUUGCACAGUCGCUGAAUAAUUUGGCAUUGUAUUUGUCCAAUCAGCUCGAAACGCAACAACUGAGGUAAGUAGAGAGACCACACCGUAACAGCAAUGGGGGGCGCUGAUUGCUGCUUUUUGUUUACAGUGAGGAGGAGCUAGCUACGCAGCGGGCCGAAAUUGGACGUUUAUAUGAACGAGCAUUACGGAUUCGUCGGAGUAGACUUGGAAACGCAAGUUUCGAGACGGCUGCUACGCUCAACAACAUGGGCAAUUUCAAGCGCCUGGCGAAAGAUUGGCGUGGAGCAGAGGAAAACAUCAAGGAGGCACUGCAGAUUACGGAUCGCUAUUUCAAUGACAUUAGCCCUCGCGCCGCUCGAAUUUUCAUUAAUCUUGCCCGCGUGUAUCGAGAUCAGGUACGAUAUUUUUUUUCUUCUAAGAUUUCGUGAAGCUCAUCGAUUUAUUUUAUACUCCUAGAAACUCUAUGAGGAGGCUAUUGCUGCGUACAAGAAAGCACAAGAUAUCCGUCAGCAGCUCUUUCCUGACACCCGCGACGUUGGGUUUUGUAUCGGUACGAUAUAUUAGAUCCUGGUAGUUACGUAUUCCUUAUCCUGUGCUAAAUCUUGUCCAUCCUACCAGAGCAAAUUGGAAAGUGCUUACGAUUGCAAGGAAUGGAAGAGGAGGGCAAAGCUGUGGAAGAAAGAGGUCGGCAGAUGAAAAAGCUUGGACUUUCAGCACUGGAACAAGACGAAAUGGGGCAAGACGAAAGCAGCAGCAGCAUGAGUGGCGAAACCAACAGCUUCAAACAUGCAGUGCUAAGUGGAGACAGCGUUGAGAGCUCUGUGUCCUCGGGUCACUUGUUUGCAAAAGUCAACGUGUACGACAGCGUCGACGCUGAGGCGCUUGUUUCACGCAAGUUCAAUUUCCCGGGCAAGUUGCUGGGCGAGCGCGGCAUACACUUGAAAAAGAUCGAGGCGAUUGCCUGCGCUCAGCUGCGUUACUUCGGACCGUGGCCACAGACAUUGAGUAAGUGGGGCAAGGGCCGAGGUGAUGGCAAAAAGGAGAUUUCCCAGCAGUCGAUGCCAGAAGCUUACAUCCAGAUUACCAGCACUUCCGAGGCGGCGUUGGAACGUGCAAAAGAGCAAUCUGUGCUGCUUUUACGCGAGAUGAAGCUUUCGUGGGAACGGUUUCUGGCUCGCACGGCUGCGCAUCAGGGUGGUGCUGGGCAUCGCGGCCAGCCGCCUCCACUUCAUCAUCAACAUGGUCGAGGUGGUGGUGCCAGUCGUGGAGGAGGAAGGGGUCGACAUUUGCACUUGCAUCGAACUCCAAUUUCGGCGCAACUUCCACGAUCAAGUAGCGCUGCCGGUGGAGCGUGGGGUAGUAUAACAUGACGUUCGUGUACGUAAAUGCGUAUAAGUGAAAGUGAACAGCCUACGUGUAGCAGAAAAUGGUGGAAAUAACGUUUUAAGAUCCAUGUAUGGUAGCAGAAACAUAUCUGUGGUUGACUCAC